AUGGCCAUGACUUGGAAGCUCUUGAAGCAACUCCGAGCACCGUACACCGCUUUUCUCAAUGGGCCUCCGCUGCCUCCUCCUUCUGGAGAGCCUCCUCUGAUUCAACUGCUGCAAAACCCUCCUUCUCCGUCUCUGUCGUCGCUGAACCAGGCAGAGCUUGCUAAGUUUGCCACCAUUUCCGGAACCUGGUGGGAUUUGGAAGGACCAUUCAAACCGUUGCAUGCAAUGAAUCCUACAAGGCUUGCCUUCAUUCGCUCAACGCUGUGCCGUCAUUUCAGGAGGGACCCGUUAUCUGCUAGGCCCUUUGAAGGGCUCAGAUUUAUUGAUGUUGGCUGUGGAGGUGGGAUUCUUUCUGAGCCUUUAGCUCGGAUGGGAGCUAUUGUAACAGGAGUUGAUGCUGUUGAGAAAAACAUCAAGAUAGCUCGCCUUCACGCAGACUUGGAUCCAGUGACCUUAAAAAUUGAAUAUCAAUGCACUACAGCUGAAAAGCUAGUCGAGGAGCAAAAGAGUUUUGAUGCUGUGUUUGCUUUAGAGGUGAUUGAGCAUGUGGAAAAUCCUGCUGAUUUCUGUAAAUCUCUGUCAGCCUUAACUGUUCCCAGUGGAGCUACUGUGAUUUCAACCAUUAACCGUUCUAUGAGAGCAUAUGCCACUGCCAUAAUUGCAGCCGAGUAUCUGCUCCACUGGCUUCCUAAAGGUACACAUCAAUGGUCAACUUUUCUUACUCCUGAAGAACUAAUCCUGAUCCUGGAGCGUGCUUCUAUUUCAGUCCAAGAGAUGGCUGGGUUUGCAUACAACCCUUUGACAGGAAGAUGGUCAAUAUCUGAUGAUGUUAGUGUAAAUUUCAUCGCUUAUGGUACUAAAACCAAAGCAGGCAAUUUAGAAAUAUAAGGAAACUUUGUCCUUGUUGUCGGUUUUGUUUGUUGAAGGAACAUUCUUUUAUACCUGUAAAUUUCAUCGCUUAUGGUACUAAAACCAAAACAGGCAAUUUAUAAAUGUAAGGAAACUUUGUCCUUGUUGUCGGUUUUGUUUGUUGAAUGAACAUUCUUUUAUACCUGUAUUGUCCAUCCUGUUUAUCCACCUUAUAAACCAAAUCCUCGACUUGCUUGUGUACUGGACAUUUCUAUACAUACUCUAUGCAGAGCAUGAGAUGAAUUGCUCAGCAGCUGCUUGGCAUCUGGCGUCAAGUGGCGUGGAUGUGUCCACUGCCCUUGCUGGAGCUGUUGGAGCUCUAUAUGGUCCACUUCAUGGCGGACCAAAUGAGGUGAGUGCUUGUAUGUUUCAUUUUCAUAAGCAAUGUUUACUUGCUUCAGAACAGAUAUGCUAAGUUGAAGUCCAUUAUGCACAGCAUUGGGAGAUUGGAAUUUACAGCCUGUGUUUAAGGUGCCAACUGAAAUCGAAUCUGUUGAGAACAUUCCAGAGUUCAUUAAGGGUGUGAAGAGCAGGAAGCAAAAGAUGUCAGGUUUUGGCCAUCGCAUGUACAAGAACUAUGAUCCUAGAGCAAAGGUCAUAUACUGGCAGAUGAAGUAUUUUCCAUUGUUAAAAGGGAUCCACUGAUUGGGGUAGCUGUUGCUUUGAAGAAAGCUCAGUAUCUGACGAGUAUUUUGUUAAGAGAAAGCAGGUAUUUUGACGGUUUUAUUCCCGAUGCUUUUGAAUCAGCUCUGCCAUGUGACUCCUGGCCUCGGCAUCUACAUGGUUGGCGAGCAGUUGUACAACUGCGUCAUCUCUCCUCACUCCUUUUCUCACUGAAUUAAUUUCAGAUUGGCUGCUCAGCAAGAGGAACGAAGUCUGGAGUUUGUCAUCUUUCAGUUCCCCCUUUCUUGUUCGUAUUUCAAUAAAAAGUAUUCAUUAACUAGAGCCUUAUUUGAAGGCUGUGAAAUUUAUUAUCUAGAGGUUUGUCAUGUUGCUACUCUACCCCUGAAUGGCUACACGUUCGACUGUUGCAUAAGUUGAGGUAUGUGUAUUUUGGCUUCUGUUUUUCCUCUGA
Rosa chinensis is the source of this 1984-nucleotide messenger RNA. RefSeq names its product ubiquinone biosynthesis O-methyltransferase, mitochondrial. Gene Ontology annotation, biological process: ubiquinone biosynthetic process. NCBI's taxonomy places the organism in Eukaryota, Viridiplantae, Streptophyta, Magnoliopsida, Rosales, Rosaceae. The record is from RefSeq and is a predicted model, not a curated record. Bases 1 to 888 code for a protein of 295 amino acids. The transcript is spliced from 15 exons. Gene Ontology annotation, molecular function: 2-methoxy-6-polyprenyl-1,4-benzoquinol methyltransferase activity.